UUGGGGAUGUUUGCUGUGGUGAUUGCUGAUAAGCCCAGAUGCACCAUAGGCGAGACCAAGCGAGAUGAAUGUGCGAUUUGCGAUUGUUUGCGUUUACAAGAUGGAAGCAUUGACUGGUAUUGCACUCAGUAUGAUUGUUACAAUCCUCACGAUGAGCUCUUAAGGAAAGCCACUACGUGCAAAAUAGGCGAAACCAAGCAUGAAAACUGUGCGUUAUGCGAAUGCAUGACCUUCCAAAAUGGAAUCACCGACUGGUUUUGCACGCAAGCAGAUUGUCAUUUUGAUGAACGUUCGAAGAGAAGCUCCCCAACUGAUACAGCUAACGGAGAGUGUAGUGAAGGCGAAACGAAAACGGAGAAGUGCCGUACCUGUAAAUGCAUCAAUAAUGAAACAAAGACACGAACCAUGUGGACUUGUUACGACUUAUGUUUUCCAUGAAGACAAUCCAUGAAGUUUUGAAGAAUUCGCCCAUUACCAUAACAACUAUUUAUUACACCCUCACCUUCAU
Messenger RNA from Photinus pyralis (common eastern firefly), 508 nucleotides. RefSeq lists its product as uncharacterized. The record is from RefSeq and is a predicted model, not a curated record. The coding region runs from base 7 to 438 and encodes 143 amino acids. Lineage: Eukaryota; Metazoa; Arthropoda; Insecta; Coleoptera; Lampyridae. The transcript has 3 exons.